AUGUCUUCGGAACUUAUCAACAGGCUAGGCUCGCUGGUACUUGCGCCAACCCACAAGAUUAUAGUAGGUGUUGAUUAUGGCACUACUUAUACCGGCGCUAGUUAUGUGAGCACCAAAGGCAAGGCUGAUCUAGACAACAUUAUCCUUAUCAAUUCAUGGCCCGGUCCAACGAGGGACGCUGAGACGGUCCUAAAAACACCAUCCCGGAUCGCAUAUCAAGAGGAUAAUCCACGGGUUAGCAAGCAACGAUGGGGAUAUCAAGUCGAGCCGGGGAUGAUCGCAUACUCCUGGUCCAAGCUGCUCCUAGAUGAGAAUACACCACUGACGAAAUAUGACGAUGCUGCUCUGGAUGGCUCCUCUGGGGCGGGGAUUCUGAAAUUACCCAAAGGCAAGAAUGCAGUGGACGUGGUCUCUAACUACCUAUCUGAGGUAUACCAGUAUAUUUUAAAAACUAUUGCCAAGCAGAUCACAGAAGAGGCGCUUAGCGUCACGCCACUGGAGUUCUGGUUCACGGUUCCUGCGAUAUGGUCUGACCAAGCGCAAUCUGCAACUCGAACAGCUGCCCGGAGAGCAGGAUUUGGAAGUCGGGUAGGAGACUAUAUAUUCAUGAUUAGUGAGCCGGAGGCUGCAGCCAUUGCGGCGUUGAAGAAAUACACGACCAAUUCUAUGGGCGGCUCUGUAGAGCCCGGAGAUGGUGUCCUCGUCUGUGAUUGUGGAGGUGGUACUGUGGAUAUUACGACCUACCUGGUAGAAGCAACACACCCGGAGCUAAUGUUUGAGGAACUUUGUACGGGAAUCGGGGGGAAGUGCGGUUCCACUGCGGUGGACCGUAAUCUCUACCAGCUCAUGUCUGACAGAUUUGGUGAUGCAUUUGAUAGUCUGCCCAUGAAGAGAAAGGGCCCUGGGAGUGAAUUCAUGAAGAAUUUUGAGGUCAUCAAGAGAGACUUCGGUAAUUCAGAUGAGGAGAGGAUCUUUGAGCUUCCCAUAAACAUGGCCGUUGAGGAUCCGAAUCCGGAGCAUUUUGAUGACGAAGAGCGCAUGGUUAUAAUCCAUAGUGAUGACCUAAGAUCGAUCUUUGAUCCUGUUGUCGAUCAGAUUCUCAGCCUAGUCCGUCAACAGAUCAAGGAUGCCACUGCGGAAGUUGGAAGAGGUGUCAUUAAUAGGGUCAUUUGA
Aspergillus chevalieri is the source of this 1173-nucleotide messenger RNA. Its product is annotated as Hsp70 family protein. Gene Ontology annotation, molecular function: ATP-dependent protein folding chaperone; ATP binding. The coding region runs from base 1 to 1173 and encodes 390 amino acids. The transcript has 7 exons. The record is from RefSeq and is a predicted model, not a curated record. Lineage: Eukaryota; Fungi; Ascomycota; Eurotiomycetes; Eurotiales; Aspergillaceae.